Alexandromys fortis (reed vole) is the source of this 2645-nucleotide messenger RNA. Its product is annotated as protein FAM156A/FAM156B-like. Lineage: Eukaryota; Metazoa; Chordata; Mammalia; Rodentia; Cricetidae. The coding region runs from base 226 to 840 and encodes 204 amino acids. The record is from RefSeq and is a predicted model, not a curated record. The transcript has 2 exons.
UUUCAGGAAAAGGAGAAGAGAUGACAACGAGAAGGACCACCAAGAUGACCCUCAUUCAAAGAGGAAUAAGAAGGACCAGGCCUUCCAGGACCCUCGCGCUAUAGAGUCUGGAUUUUCCUGGCUGCACACAUUCCUCCUGGCUAUCGCCUAGUUAUUCCACAAGCCUCCACCUUCACUUUUCCUCCUGGACCCAGGGCUCACUGUGGUCUCCGACUCUAGACACCCAUGGAUCCGCUGCAGAAAUGGGAUCCAAUGUCGAUUUCCAUGCCCUCCCGCAUGGCCACUGUGACAAGCUCCCAAGAGGCCUCAGCAGGCUCUCAGCCUUCCUCCUCAGAAAAGCUAAGUCUGGGCCUCAGUGGCUUGAGCCUCCGCCGUAGCCCUGGCUCUGUUGUCCCUGCUCCUCUGUCAGAGGGGCUGCUCCAGCAGCAAGCCCGCGAGAAGAAGGCCCUGUGGCAGCAAUACUGGGAAAAGCAGGGCUUUCCUCAUAGGAAGAAAGUCUUCCUGAGGCACUCAAGACGCUGGCACCGGGAUCACAUGGCACCUUACCUGCUUGAAAGGGCUGUCAAAGGCUCUCCCUCAAGCGAAAAUGCUCAGAAUCAGCUCCCAUGCCAGGACCAUGUUCCAAAUGUUGCUGGGAUGAGUGGAGAGAGGAACACGGCCCCCAACCCUCACUCCUGGGAAACGCUGGUGCAGGGCCUCAAUGGCCUCACCCUCAGCCUGGGAGCCAGCAGACCCAGCCCCUUGCCAGAGGGGACUGGGGGGCAGCUGGAGCCAGAGCAGAUGCUCCCAGUGGACAGGCAGCAGGAAAGCAUGAGGAUGUUCCAGAGGAUGCUCAAGUAGAGGAUGGAAGAAGGCUGAGGAGCUGGCUCCCAGAGGAUGGAGAUGAAAACUGAUGCACAGAGUGCGGACGGCCAGCUCAGGGGCCGGGACUCUUCUGAGGUCUAGGCAAUCAGUUGCCUUGGAUGAGUCCAAACACUUGUGCUAUGACCGAAUUUGUCCUAGGAAAGGCUUCAACUUUCCUCCUUAUGUCUUUUAGCAUGCCUUUUUGGGUGUGGUGGUGUGUGUUAGCCGUUACAAAAGAAAAGUGGGAACCAGAGAUCCCUGAACCUCCAUGUUGUGAUUCAUACACAAAGAGUUUUCACUCAUUUUCCUGGGAAUAGAAUGCCCCCACCUUCCUGUUAAAAAAACCAACAUCAUGUGUGUUUAUAUAUCUAUAUAUAUGUACAUAUGUAUAUAUAAGACAGAUGCAUAUCUUCUGUAUGCCUUCUUAAUGUCAGUUUAUUGAGUGCCCCCACAAAAGGAAUUACAGGUAUGAUAGGUAUGAUGAGAUCCAUGCUCUGGAUAGGAGAGACUCAUUGACUUGCAGCGUUCAAAAUUUGACGUAAGGGAAUGCAAGCUCAAAGCAAGUACCUAAUGCAUUAUAUUGGGUAGAGCAUCCAGUAGUGUGAACCUACAUAGAAGAAGAGAAGAUUCCCUCUUAGCCAUACCAAAUGCUGGAUCUCUGGAAGAAUUUCCAAUGUGUUCACUCAAUUACAUUUCUAGCAAUGUUGAUUUGGAAUUGCAAACCUGUGUAUCACACCCCCACCCCACACAUGUCUCUUCAUCUGAUUAAGACAUAAUUGAAGGACACCAGGCAGGUCAGGAAAGGCAUAGUUUCAUGUAGAAGAGAAAGCAAAGAGACAAGUUUGACUAUGCAUGCUGGGGUGGACAUGGAAAGACUCAGGAGGGGGUAUGGACUAUACUGCAGGAGGGUCCGCGUGGAAUCGUCAUAGUGCUAGACAUUGCUGAUCAAUAUUGUUAUCACCAGAAUGUGGUGAUCAUUGGUGAAUGUGUGUGGGGACUGACUUCAUGACUUUUCCAGUAAUGCCACUAUAAAUAUCCAUGACCUGGGUAUGCCCAUGUUAUAGACUGGAAGCUGGAGAGGCCACUUUGCCCUCAAGUUUGCUGUUAUUGGUCAAGAUCCAGCAGUGGCAAGUUUGUAUGUGUUUAUUAGUUAUUAGCUUAUUAUUGGGGUUCUGUACACUCUGUUCUUUUUAGCUGCUAAAAGCCUCUGAUGAUGAUGGGGAAGGCUGAAUGUACCCCUUGUUGAAUUGAUCAGAGGACCAGCCUUUCAGCUGCCUAUAUGCCACACAGGUGGGGUGGCGUGGAUGUGGCCUUAUUCAAAUGAAAAUGUUGCUCAUUGCUCCAGGCUGCUGCCUAGCAACCACUCUGCAGCAGUCAGUAUGUACCUUUGGAAUGGUAGAGGAAGCUAUUGGAGGCCUGAAAACACAUCCCUAUCAGCCAUUAUGGGGUGCUCUGGCAGUUUUGAGGGCAAAGGCUUCCUGGCAGGGUAAAUCUUGUUCCUGUGCAUUUGGCCAUGAGAGACAGAGCCUGCUGUCUACUGGGGAACAGAGGGAAAAUCUGUAAGAUGUGUCACUUGCUUUACUGUUUGUCCUUCCUUCUCACAUGCCCUGUGACCUGCAGUCCCUGGACAGGGCACCUGUAUCUCUGUCUGAUCAGAGGGAUGUGUCAGGGUGUACUAGGUAUUUUCACUUGCCGGACAUUGAACUGAUUUGCUCUACUCAAGUCUGUGGCAUCCUGUUCUGCUUGUACCGGACAGCUUGAAAUGCUCUGUUCCAAAUGUGUAAACAUGUUCUUUUCUAUGA